AUGAAUUAAAAUAAUUUUCUAUGCUUUGAACAUCCUAAGAAUGAAGUGACUCAUAUUUGUUUAGGAAAACAUAGCUGCAAUAGAUUGCUCUGUGAAAAUUGCUUGAAUUUACACUAAACAAACAAUAUAAGAGUCUUGCCUAUGGCUCAUUUUAUUUAGGAAUGGAGUACCUAUACAUUUCAAUUAAGGCUUAUUAAAAUCGAGUGUUUCUGAGAAUUCAAAACUAAGGGCUAUAUAAAUCAAACAAAUCUACUAAAAUUUUCUCUAUGAUGUGAGAGAAAACUUCAAAAAAAUUAAUGAUUUGAUUGAUAAGGCGAAUAUAGAAUUUGAAAAGUUAAUAUCCAAGUAGAACUGUUUCGAUGAGUUUUAAAAUAAAAAUACCAACUUUUUAUUAGAAUUUCAAGAAUAAAAUUUACUUCAAGCUUGGGGAUUAUUUAAAUCAAAUUAAUUAGAAAGUGUCUAGAAUUUAUAUGCUUCUUUUGAAAAAGGUGCUAAAGAAUUCAACAAGCUUUUAAAAGCCAAUUUAAAUGUCAUAAGUGCCAUUCAAAUUUUAAAAUUAAACUAGCAAAGUUAAAAAACAACAUUGUAAUAAAGUUAUUAAUUCUAUUGUUAUGGAGAUAAUUUUUAGGAUUAUUAAAUUACAAAUUUUUAAAUUAAAUAAAUUGGGGAGUAAGAAAUAGGUUUCAUUAAGGAAGGACAGGUUUUAAAGAUGUAAUGUUUAUGAUUAUAAAAAUAGUCAAAAGAUUACUGAUAAUUACAAAGACGAAUGUAUUAUCAAGAAUUUAGAGUAGAUUAAAUAUAGCGAGUUCAGUGAAGUAGAAAUUGAUAAGAACCCUAAAACUAAAAAAAUGGAAGUUAGAUGGAAAGGAGAGAAUUUCAAUAUAGGAGGCUUUGCUAAUUAAAAUAAUAAUAAAAUUGGACAAUGGAGAGAGUAUUUUGGAAAUUUUUGGGAGUAAUGAUAAAGAAUAAUUAUUAGUAAUUCAAAAAUAAUUAGUGUUGGAUGCUAUUUUAAGGGCAAAAGAUUUUAGAAAUGGGAAGAAAAAUAUGUUGAAAAUUGGAAAAAUAAUUACAUAGUAGAAGAAGAUUAAAAUGAAAAUGAAUAGAAUGCUAUAGAUAAUUAGAUAAAAUUAGAAUAAGAAUCGAUAAAUUAAUAUAUUCUAGGAGGAGGAUAUUACGAUGAACAAGGAUUAAAAAAUAGUAAAUGGAUAGAUUUACACAGCAAUUUCAAUAGGUUAUUGUUUAAUUUCUAAGAUUUAGAUAAAUGCAAAUCAUUUAUAGAGGAGAAUAUGAGCAUGAUAAAAAAAUUGGAGUUUGGGAUACAAUAUUCAACAAUAAAUUAAUGUAUAUAAAUUCUCAAUUCUAAUAGUGGAGGUGGAUGUUAUUAUUAAUAAGGUAUAAAAAAUGGAAGGUGGAUUGAACAUCAAGCAAAAUUUAGUGAGUAUUAAAUAAUCUUUAGUCCAUCAGAUUUUCUUAAGUCAUUUAUGUUGGUGAGUAUAGAUAAGGAAAAAAACACGAUUAAUGGAAUGCUAUGUACAGAGAGAACUUAUAGUCGGAAUAUAAAAUUGUGUAAAUUUCUAAUUUCUAUAAAUCAGUGGAGGAGGAUAAUAUAAUAAAAAUGGAAAAAAGUAUGGAAUGUGGGAUGAGCUACCUUCAAAUUAUGGAGCGUAUGUUUAAUCUGAUAUUAUAUUUAAACAUUAGUAAUUUUAUAGGAAAAUAUAAUGGAUUAUAUGAAGAUGGAAAGAAAUAAGGAAAGUGGGAUAUCCUUUUUGAAAAUUAAGUAAUGUAAAAGUAUUUAACUCUAUUUGCAAAGCGGUGGAGGAGACUAUAAUAAUGACGGAAUAAAGACAGGAAAAUGGAUUGAACUGAUGGAUAACUUUUAUAAGUAAUUUUAUAUCUCUAAGAACUUCAGUUAAUCCUAAGUUAUUUAUGUAGGAAUGUAUUAAGAUGGAGGGAAAAUUGGGCAAUGGUAAACACUGUAUAGAUGGAAUUAAACCAAUUAAUUUACAGAAAUGUAAGUUUGGUACUAAAUCAUUAGUGGAGGGGGUUUAUAUGAUAAAAAGAGUAAGAAAAAAGGGAAUUGGAUUGAUAUACAUGAAUAAUUCUGGAAGUACUAUGAUAAGCAUAAUAAUUUAAAAGUUGGAUGUAGGUUAAAUUUAUUGGCGGAUAUUAUAAAGGAUUGAAAGUAGGAAAAUGGGAUACUAUAUAUGAUGAGAAAGUUAUGUAAAAUAAUUAAUUAUUUCAGAGGAGGAGGUUUAUAUAAUCAAGAUGAAAUUAAGAUUGGCAAAUGGAUUGAGUUGGCUGAAAAUUAUAAUAAGUAUUUUUAUUUUGUUCUAGGGUGUAAGAGCUUGUUUAGUAACUUUUACUGGUGAAUAUCAAAUAGGAAUAAAAUCAGGAAGAUGGAAUAUUUUAAAUGAAGAUUAAGUGAUGUAAAAAUAAAUAAUAUAAUUAAGUGGAGGUGGUGAUUAUAAUUAAGAAGGAAAAAAGAAUGGAUAAUGGAUUGAUUUACAUGAAAAUUUUAAUAAGUUUAAUUAAUUUGUUAAUUUUUAAAGCAAUUGUGUAGUCACAUAUUCAGGCAUUUAUUCUAAUGGAGUAAAAUAAGGAAGAUGGGAUAUUACCUAUUAAAAUAAUGUGAUGUAAUUAUAUUUCAAAUUAACAUAAGUGGAGGUGGUUGCUAUGAUGAGUAGGGCAGAAAAUUUGGUUAAUGGAUUGAGUUAGAUGAAAAAUUUAACGAUUCUUGGCUAAAUCCUUGUAAAAUAAUAUACAAAAGGGAAUAUUCGAAUGGAAUGGCAAAAUCUUUUGGCUAAAAAGAGGUAUUAAUUUGA
Molecule: messenger RNA, 2822 nt
Organism: Paramecium octaurelia
Lineage: Eukaryota; Ciliophora; Oligohymenophorea; Peniculida; Parameciidae
Source: the annotation of a GenBank genome assembly